Molecule: messenger RNA, 1064 nt
Organism: Vanrija pseudolonga
Lineage: Eukaryota; Fungi; Basidiomycota; Tremellomycetes; Trichosporonales; Trichosporonaceae
Exons: 3
Coding region: 166-918 (250 amino acids)
Biological process (GO): transcription by RNA polymerase III
Cellular component (GO): RNA polymerase III complex
Source: RefSeq, a predicted model, not a curated record
ACGGAAAGCUUCCGUUCGACGUGGAGGCCGUGCCUGUGCACGUGGGAGCCAUGUGGCGCGGUGUCGGGGACAUUACGCUGAGUUGGGUUCGACGUCGAAUUUACGACGCCGACGCCGGCUUCACAACAAUCACUUCAACACCUCCCACACAACCAACCACCAACAAUGUCUCGAGGACGGGGUCGCGGCCGCGGCCGUGGCGGGUCCGCGUCGGCGCGCGACAACAUCCACGCCGCAUUCGUCGGCAUGAACAAGGACGAGCUCGGCGCCAUCUUCGAGAGCUUUGGGCGGCCCGUCAAGGGCAGCGGCAUGCUGUAUCCUCCCCUCGAAACCGCGACUGAGCUGCCCGGCCCAACACCCCUCGAGGACCGUAUCAUCGCGCAGGCGUCCACGCUCAACCGUGACCUGGUCGACGGGCCGGUCGGCGCGAACGGCACGCGCCAGCCCGCGCCGUGGCGGCUCGCGUCGGAACGCAAGGUGGUGGGCAUCGAGAUCGAGUCGUACUCGGACCGGUAUCGGCGGCCUACGGCGACAACGGCGGCAGCGUCGGGCGGGGGCGGCGGCGCGACGGCGAUCGACGCGGCCGCGCUGCACCUCAACGAGGGGCUGUUCCCGCCCGCCCUGUGGGCCGAGUACUUUGCCCCGCAGGCGGCGAGCGCCAAGGCCAAGGAUUUGGCCGAGAAGGCGCGCGCGCGCAAGCGCCGCCGUCUGCUCGAGGGCAAGGACGACGACGACGACGCCGAGAAGAGCGAAAAGGACAGCGAGGGCGACGACGAGGACGACUUUGAUUUCGACGACGAAGAAGAGGAGGACCACCAGGACUAUGACCAUAAUUACUUUGAAACUGGCAGUGCGGACGACGACGAUGGAGGCGAGCCCGACGGCGAUGACGAGGGCAACCGCCGCUACGAUGACUAGGCCUGAGCCGCGUCUUGCUGCUCCACUCGCCAUCAUGUCACAUAAACUUCAGUCACACCGCAUAUCAUACACUCAUGCCUUUCAACGGCCCACACACUACACCUGCUCCCAGCCUGUACUCUUAUGUUGGAUGCACACAUACAUCC